Molecule: messenger RNA, 1638 nt
Organism: Cylindrotheca closterium
Lineage: Eukaryota; Bacillariophyta; Bacillariophyceae; Bacillariales; Bacillariaceae
Source: the annotation of a GenBank genome assembly
AUGAUGAUGAACAACCCUCCUUUUGAUAACUCCCUCACCAUAAUUGCUCUCCCUCGCGAGAUUCAAGUUUCUGUACUUACCUACUUGCGAGCCUACGAUCUCACCACAGUUCAGCAAAGUUGUCGAUUCUACAAUGACCCAGAUUUGAUUCAUAAAGUUGUGACCUUCACUGCUCAACAUGUCUAUGGUCAGGAAGAGACGGGCAUCUCGUCCAACAAUUCCGGCACCACUAUUCCUGGCGUUCGCAACGGAAAGUAUACCUUGGGAAGCCUUCGAACCCUGGAACUUACUGUUGUAGCAAGAGCCCUCUCUUCAGCUGAACCGAAGGCAGGAUUUUAUGUUUCUAAAGCUUGGGUCAAGAAGACCUUAUUGUGGUUGGAAAAGAUGAACGAACCUGCUCCGACCAAAAAGCUCAGCAAGAAGCAGCAGCGUCAACGUGCUCGUCGAUUGUCUGACGUCCAUCCACCGUGGCCCGAUGUCAACGGGGAUUUGCUUUGCCCACACGAAAACUUGCAACGAUGCAAUGCCAAGUCAGCCAGGGCUCGCCGUCGUCUCAUGGACAAGCAAGCCUGGAAGAUUUUGCGCAAGCUCUAUCCCGACUCUACCCAAUUGGAAAGUGGGAAUGGAGAAUGCCUGCAGUGUCUAAUGGAAAAGGAAACUGCUAAAAAGUCUGAAGAGGAUGCAGCUGAAAAGGCAAAAUUGGAACGCAAAGAGCCUCUCUCCAACAAGCAUGUCCGACGGGUCUACACGAGGACAAGAGGAUUUCCAACUCACCGCUUGCAAGAAACAUCCGCGUCAACUCCAAAUGCCGCGGUUUGUGCCUCCAAGAACAGUUGCCCAUUGGUUGCUGGAAAGUACUAUGUGAUCCCAAGAAGUUGGUGUCACCAAUGGCGCCGAUACAUCAAGACCGGAGACGUCUCAAUGCCCUUGCCACCAGAGGCUUCCAUGCUCUUGUGUGACGCCCACAAGUUUGCUCUCCUACCGCCUCACCUCGAGGCCUUUCUCCAUGGAGAGACCUCACAGCUCUUGUCGACUAUCAAGAAACAACCUUCGGAACAAGAUGACAAUGGUCCGUCCUACCUGGCAUCGGCCGCAUCCCGUUCCGCCAACUUUCACUGUUUGCCCAUUGGCGCAAGUCCUCCUGUAGUAGAUUCGGAAGCAAUGCAAGCUCUUCAAGCUGCUGGUAUGUCUCAUUCCGAAAUCAUUUCUCAGCAAAUGGCCUUUAUGCGCAUUCAAGGACAGGUUGCUCCACCAGCUCCACCUCGAUCACCAGCAGCCCCCAGAGCAAAUAGUACUGGCAAUACAAAUGCUGUCGCCAAUGACAACGACGACGACAAUAAUGAAUUUAACCAGAACGCAAGAUUGGAUCGCGAAAACCAUCUUGUCGUUGAGUUGGUCACGGAAGAAGAGUGGAUCGCCCUCAAGGAUACAGGAUGCUGGCCCAAGCAAGUAUCCAGCUUUGUCUUUUCCUUGACCGUUGCCGAGAACGGCUGCGUAUCCUAUUCCACCCAGCCCUGUCGGGAUUGCGACCCCACUGGAUCUCGUUUUACGCUACGAGCCGAAAUCAAGUACCGCCGGAAGCGGUGGGAACCCAAGAGCGUGGAGCAAAAGCGCAUCCCGAACAAAUUGAAUUACUGA